Messenger RNA from Ophidiomyces ophidiicola, 1101 nucleotides. RefSeq lists its product as uncharacterized. The coding region runs from base 1 to 1101 and encodes 366 amino acids. The transcript has a single exon. The record is from RefSeq and is a predicted model, not a curated record. Lineage: Eukaryota; Fungi; Ascomycota; Eurotiomycetes; Onygenales; Onygenaceae.
AUGGGCCGGCAUAAACCCACUCUUGUCCUCCAGCCACAAGCUUUCCGCAAAGAUGCCCGAGCAAAGCAAGCUAAAGCUAUUAUCAACAAGUCUAUACCUGCCCUGUUAGUAUCAGAUGCACGAGCUCGAAGAGGUAUUGAGAGUGCGGAGUUGAUCUCAGACCCUCCCCCGAACGAGGGUGGAGCGGGCUCUCAAAGCCCUAGCGAGACCACACAGUUUAAUAUCAGCAUUCAUACCGUUGACACGAUUACUGCGGCACUUCGUCUCCAAAUGAAUUCUCCAAAGGCUACAGUUGGAGUCUUGAACAUGGCCUCCCCGCUUCGGCCAGGGGGCGGUGUUUUGAACGGCGCUACAUCGCAGGAAGAGUUCCUUUGUGUGCGUACCACAUUAUACCCUUCGUUGCACGAAUCCUUUUACCGACUCCCUGAACUUGGUGGUGUGUGGACCCCAGAUGUGCUGAUCUUUCGAGACGGCACUUUUGAAGGGAAUAAUUUAGUAAAAGGGGAAAGAAAGUAUAUAGGGGUUGUGAGUUCGGCCAUGCUCAGGUUUCCAGAAGUCGAAGAACAUGGCUCAUGCUAUUCAAACUCUUCUGAGGGGGAAAUGGCUGAAAGGAAAAUGAGAGCGGUCAUGAGAAUAUUCCAAGCAAAAAACAUCGACAGUGUUGUUCUGGGCGCGUGGGGUUGCGGAGCAUAUGGCAAUCCUGUUAAAGAGAUAGCAAAGGCAUGGAAAAAGGUAUUACAAAAUGACUGGGGAAAGAAUCCUAAGGACAGGAGGAACCUUGAUAGAGAAACGUGGGGGGGCAUCCGGCAAGUGAUAUUCGCUAUCAAUGAUAUCAACAUUGCUAAGGAGUUUGCCAAAUAUUUUGGGCGGGAGCUCGUCAUGGAAAAUGUAACAGAUGAAGGAAUUGAUGAGCGUAGGAGUGACCAGAAUGUGCAGGCCAUAGAUGAGUUAAAGAGUCGGAUCGAAGGCUUGGAGGCACAGAUCCCUAAUAUUAGGGCGGAUUUAUUGCGGCACCGUUUGCACGAUGUAUUGGUAGGGUUGAAGCUGCAGUUAGCAGGCAGGAUGGCACUAUGUGAGUCUAGCAAUCUCAACAAGAGCUAG